AUGGUCAAUACCUUAAUUCCAAUCAUUAGGAGUAGAUGCUUCACCAAGGGAAGAGUCACUUUCAGUGACCGAGGAUGGAGAGAGAACAAACUGCGCAUCCAAAAUGGCUGGCUGUGCCACUUGGCACCGGAGAUCAUCCACCAGCUGUCACCGGAAACGGAAGAAGACAAAUUACCUUUCUCCAAGAAUUCAGAUGUCUUUGCAUUUGGAACCAUCUGGUUUGAACUGUACGCCCGGGAAUGGCCUUUCAAGACCCAACCAGCUGAGGCAAUAAUUUGGCAAGUGGGCCGAGGGAUGAAGCCGAACCUCAGCCAGAUCGGCAUGGGGAAGGAGAUUUCAGACAUCCUCCUCUUCUGCUGGGCCUACGAGCAGGAGGAGCGACCCACUUUCACCAAACUCAUGGAGAUGCUGGAGAAACUGCCAAAGCGGAACCGCCGCCUGUCUCACCCCGGCCACUUCUGGAAGUCAGCAGAGCUGUGAAUCAGAGGAUUGGUGCCUUUCUUACAUCCCUCUUCCUUCCCCUUCUCCAAUCCCUCCGUCCUUGUCCACAGACUGGAAAGGUACGGCCAACUUGGAAGUGUUUCCGGCAUCAGAGAGGUGCUGAUCUCAUCCUGCCCUUUAAAGCAACAGACCUGAGGCCUGGACAGCAAGCCCAGUCUCGUGGGGGGGCGGGGGAAGAAGAAUGGACGGUUCUUUGGUGUGGAUGGAAUGUCAGACGGAGAACAGGAAGCAGAUCAGAGGCUGAACGGUAGCCCGCCCCCCCUGCUCAUCGGUCUGGAAACAUCUGAUGGCAACCAGCCCUGAGAUUAUGUUCCCACGGGAAUAUCUGAGGGCAACUGUGAGCUACCCUUAGAAGCCAUUUUGCAUUAGUGGAUGCUGAUAUUUCUCUCUCUCUCUCUCUCUCUCUCUCUCUCUCUCUCUCUCUCUCUCUCUCUCUCUCUUUUUCUUUUUUUGUAUGGUUCUCUUUGGUUGCUUCCCUUGGACUUCCUGUUUCAUUGCCUGCCCCGUGGAGAAAGGAGAAGGCUGUUUCAGCAGCAUCGGGGAGGAGGGUGACUUUUUAACAGGACGCCACAGAGGUGCUCUUAGAUCGUCCCAAGGGUGCUUUUUCAAAAAGGCAACUUGGAUUUCCUUUGCUUGUUUGUGCUUUUCCCCC
Molecule: messenger RNA, 1153 nt
Organism: Thamnophis sirtalis
Lineage: Eukaryota; Metazoa; Chordata; Lepidosauria; Squamata; Natricidae
Source: RefSeq, a predicted model, not a curated record